AACCGGAGGGGUUGGAGCUAGAGCAUUGAGCAGGAAGUAAACUCACCGUUGGUUCCUAUGUUUACUUCCAUCUCUCUGGCCGACUUACAAAGCUGAAGAUUGAUACAUGUUCUCCGUUUCCUCAGCUUCACUUUCAUUUCUGUCAUCUCCCAGAGCACUACCAUUUAAAAUGCAAAUAAAUGAAGAGAGUAAUAGACCUUGCCUAGAAGACUCUUCUCUACAGUGGAGUCAAUGGCAGUUGCUUGAUUCACUUCUCCCUACUGGUGGAUUCGCUCAUUCUCUUGGCCUUGAAGCAGCAGUUCAAUCCCACCUGGUGUCUGAUCCCAAUGAACUUAAGACUUUUAUUAUCCACAUUCUGGAGAAUACAGGAAGCUUACUUCUUCCCUAUGUGUACUCAGCCGCCUUGUCGCCAAGUUUGGAAUCCUGGCACAGGCUUGACAGAAUGUUGGAUGCUACCUUAACCAAUGAAGUCAGUCGAAAGGCAUCGAUCUCGCAAGGAUCUGCACUGAUGAGGGUGGCUUCAGCCAUGUUCUCUGAGACUACUACUCUUAAAACCAUGAGGGAUACUUCUCUUGGGUUAGGGUCUGUAUGUUUUCACCAUGCUCCAAUAUUUGGACUUAUAUGUGGAGCACUUGGAUUUGACAUUACUGUUUCCCAGAGAGCUUACUUGUUCAUCACGAUGAGAGAUGUCAUUUCUGCUGCAACAAGGCUGAAUUUGGUGGGACCUCUUGGGGCAGCAAUGUUGCAGCACCAGAUUGCACCUAUAGCUGAAAAUGUAUUGGAAAAAUGGAUGAAUCGUGCGGCAGAGGAAGCAUGUCAAACAGCUCCUCUGCUAGAUGUUGUGCAGGGCUGCCAUGUUUACUUGUUUUCUAGACUGUUUUCCUCUUGAAAGGCACGAACCUCAGGUGUUUGAAUGAAAGAUACACAAAAGAGCUCAAAUUCCAUGAGCUUCAUUAUUUUCCUUCAGGCUUUAGAGACGAGAAUAUGAAAAGAAUAAUUUGUCAAGAAACAGAAGCAGCCUGUGGUUUUUUCCUUGGCCAACAGAUUUAAUUAAAAGAUUAUUAAAUAAUAUUAAUAUAAAACUAAAGUGUAGUUUAGUCCAAAAAAGUUGAAACGUAAAAGUUUGAUUUAACCAUGGUCAAGCAUAUGGGAAGAUGGGGGAGAUCCAUAGAAUGGGACUUCAUAAUUUUAGGGGACAUUUAUAGAGGUGUUUAAAGUAGAGAGGGAUUUUGUAAUUAAGUUCGAAUAGAUGAGAUGUUAGUUUUCACUCCUGAUACAGUUAUUUAAUAUUGGAUA
Molecule: messenger RNA, 1296 nt
Organism: Prosopis cineraria
Lineage: Eukaryota; Viridiplantae; Streptophyta; Magnoliopsida; Fabales; Fabaceae
Product: urease accessory protein F-like
Exons: 3
Coding region: 107-889 (260 amino acids)
Molecular function (GO): nickel cation binding
Source: RefSeq, a predicted model, not a curated record